AUGGCUGUAAAAGGGGUCAAUAUGCCAAGUCAGAAGUCGGUUUUUGUCGCGUACAUAUUUUGGUUAUUUGGUGGUAUAUUCGGAGUUCAUCAUUUCUAUCUACGUAGAGAUAAACAUGCUUUUGUUUGGUGGUCCACCCUCGGGGGUUUCGGUAUCGGUUGGCUCGGUGAAAUAUUUCGAAUACCACGGUACGUCAGAGAUGCUAAUGAAGACCCUCAACAUAUUCAAGAGUUGGUGAAAAGAAUGAAACAUAACAAAAAGCCUCCAUUUUCUAUGAACCGUUUCACUGGUAUGCUAAUGGUCAGCUACUCAUGGGGCCAAAUGAUGAUGCUUGCUGUUCCACCUGAAGAGAUAUGGGGCAUCAAUUUUAGAUAUCUGAACUUUCUUGUACCAUUUGUAGUUGCUCUUGGUGUUUGGACAGUGGGAAAUAUAGGCAGGGAGUGUGGUUCAUUCUGGUGGCCUUUACUAGGCGCCUAUGUUUCGUACCCGUUGCGUUAUUACAUCUACGAUGAGAGUUUUUGGUUCACUAUCAUGGUUCUGGUAUCUGCACUGGCAUUUGAUACGUUUUCUAAGCAGUGGCGCAGGACUCCAUAUAAACGCAAUCAUUUCAUCAAACGGAUCAUAGUGUUGGGUGUUUGUGCCUCCCUUUACCUGUCUCUCUGGGUGGGUUAUCUCUAUUUCCAUGGCACCAUCACUGACAGCGAUGGAGACGAAGUUCCUGUAUAUGAAGCUCUGCAUCACUUUUUCACUAGUCCCUGGUGGCUGGAUGUAAAACAAUGUAUUGUGGAUACAUAUCAAUUUGCUCAGCAUCAUGGAUGGUAUGAAGUAUGGAAGCAGAUCAUUGAUCUUUCUGAUCCAAAAGGAGAACAGAAUGCUUACAAGGUUCUGGGUCUAGGACCAGAUGCAAGUCAGCAGGAAAUUACAACAAAGUGGAGGCAGCUAUCACGAGAAAACCAUCCUGAUAAGGCGAAGCCGGAGUUAAAGAAGGAAGCUCAAGAACGUUUCAUGGAUAUCCAGAAGGCCUACGAAUUGCUAUCUAGCCGCAAACACCGCAGACAUCGCAGGAACAAGAGGGAUAAUUCCGAUGAAUAUGGCAAUGGACCGGAUCUAUAG
Messenger RNA from Danaus chrysippus (African queen), 1113 nucleotides. Lineage: Eukaryota; Metazoa; Arthropoda; Insecta; Lepidoptera; Nymphalidae. The record is from the annotation of a GenBank genome assembly.